GGCGCCGCGCCGGGGGCCGGGCGGGGCGGUCAUGAGGGCGGCCUGAGGGACGGCUCCGAGCGAGCCCCGGCAUGGGCGAGAGGCGGCGCGGGGAGAGCGGCGAGCCGGGCACGGGAUUCCCCCUGGAUUCCCAGGAUCAGAGCUGUUCCCUGCUGCAGAGGGCCGUGGCCGUGCUCCAGAGCUCCUCUCUGCACUCGGGCUCCCAGCAGCUCUUCCAGUACAGCCGAGCCCUCCUGGUGGAAAACGAGCUCUUCCUGAGUGAGCUCCGAGCUUUUGCCCGAGCCAAGGCGGCGGCGGGAUACAGCCAGGAGGAGCUGCAGGAGAGCUUUGCAUUCCUGCUCUUCGACAAGGAGGAGGAGGCCCAGCGGGUUUGCCAGCGCGGGCUCCGCGUCAACAGCAGCAACAUCUGCACCCUGGGGGACCCUGCCAAAGGGGUUUAUAUUUCCAAAUAUUCCGACUGCCUCCACCCCAGCCCUUGGCACCAAGGGAAAUCAGGAUUUAUUGUCAUCUGUAAACUCAUCAAGCUCCCUGGAUCCCAGCACCCCUUCCCAGGGCACCUCCCAGCCGGAGAGGAGCCCCGCGGACUCCCAGACGACGCGGACGGAGCUGCCGCAGCCGUGGACAGCACGGUGUCCUCCUCCUCGGGGGAGCUGCCCUGCAGGGAGGAGGAGGAGGAGCCUUCCUCCACCAGCUGUCCCGAGAGCCUUUCCCUGCAGGAGCAUUCCAGGGAAAAGCUGGAUGGGGCAGGCGGGGAGCCCGAGGGUGUUCCCGAGGAGAGCGCGCCCGACGUCUCCAGCGGCACCGCGGAGGAGGCAGCCAAGGAGGACCUGCUGGAUGCCAGGAUCACCCCCAGCCCUCCCGAGGAGCUCAGCUGUCCCAGCAAAUCCCCGGGAACGGAAAUCCCCGGGAGCCAAACCCCAAACUCCAGCACAGCUCCGUGGACAGACCCCCCCAGUGCUCCUCGGGAAAACGGGGAGCAGCAGCAGGAGAAGCAGCAGGAGGCAGGAUCAGAGAGUGGCCCCGGCCCUCCCGAGGAUGAGGAGGGAGUGGGAGGCUCUGGGCAUUCCCUGGAAGUUGAGGAUGGCGCUGAUCCGCAGCCUGCCUGUGAUUCCGUGCCCUUGGAGACAACUCCUGGAAGUGCAGAGCCUGGGGGAGCCACUGAGGAAGGGCAGGAAUGCCAGGAGCCUUCGGAGCACUCGGAAAAGGAGGAGAGGGAGGUGGAGGAGGAGGAGAAGGAGAACGAGGAGCUGGAGGAUGAAAGCUCCUUCCUGGGCCCUGUGGAUUUGGUGCUGUCCGAGAGCAGCGAUGCCGAGAUGGAAUGCGAGCACGGCGAGCAGAAUCCAGGGAAUUCGGCGUCUCCAGAGGAGUUUGGUGCUCCUGAAGAGGAGCCCGUGCCCAGCCCCACCUCCCUGGCACCGCCCUGCCCUGACAGAUCCUCCCCAGCGCCCUCAGAUGGGGCUGGGACUGACCCUGGAGCCUUUCCCGAGGAGAUGUCACCAAACCAGGAGGAGCUCCCGGAUCCCUGGGACGCUCCGGGCACGCCGGAGUCAGAGACAGACGGGGCUGGAGUGGCCAGUCUGGCCGAGCUGGGGUCACCCCACGGUGACAGCGGGGAGCUGCCAGUCCCCCCUGAGCCCAGCCUUGUCCGUGGGGCACAGCCUGACAGUGUCACAGACAGCCCAGAUCCUGCUGGAGCCACGCUGGGGAACGGGAACGGCUCCGAGCACAAAAUCCGGGAUCAGGCGCCCUCUGGAGAGCACUGGGAGCCUGCUGGGAACACAGGGUCCCCCUGCAGACCGGGAAUGAGCCUGGCCCUGUCCCCUGACACCAGCUCCAUCUGCCUGACCUCUCCCACCGGGUCCCUGGAUCCGUGGGCUGCUCCAGAGGAUCAGCCCAUGGAGAGCAUCCAGUCCCCGUCCCAGAGCGACCUGGGACAGAGCAGCUGCUUCUCCCAGCAGGGGUGGGGAUGGCACCGAUCCCGACCCCAAUUCCCUGGAUGCUGAGGAGUCACCCCAAGGUGGGAACGGGGUGUUGGUGGAGGAACAGCUGGGGAGCCCCUCUGCCAACAGCACAGAGGAGCUGGAUGAUCCCAUGGGAGCAGGAGAUGGCCGGGACUCCCCCUUGGAGUACACGGACAUAGGAGAUGACUGCAGAGCUGAGGAGAGCGAGGAUGUGUUCCCUGGGACAGAGAAUUCCCCUGGGAAUGACACCACGAACACGGAGAUGGCGGAGAUCCCUGUCCACCAUCACCUCCUGGAAUCAGAGCCCUCCUCCUCCAUCAGGGAGGGCAUCUCAGCCGUACAGGAGCUCCCCAGGCAGCAGCAGAGCUUCCCAAACAUCCACGGGGACUCAGCUCCUGCUUCUCCCCGCCCCCAGAGACUCCAAUCCCGGCGUUCCCGCCGUGCCGGGCCGGCGGGAGUCGGUGCUGUGCCGCCUCUGGAAGCCGUGCUGGGAUGGAGGAGCCUCCCAGGUGAGCGUGGCUGCCUGGAGCCUGGAUGGCUCCUUCCAUCCCAGCUGUUCCCAAGAGCUCGUGGAAUCCCCAGCUCCCUGCUCCCCCCUGGAGGCGUCAGCGGAGCCGGGAUCUGCUCCUCCUUCUCCCUGUGACCCGUGGGACGAUCCGGAGCCUGCGGAACCGGGCUCACCACUCCCUGAGGUGCUCCCUGGGAUGCUCCCUCCCACUCCAGACAGUGCCCAGUGGGCUGGGAGCCAUGGCAGCCCUGGGAUCAGCCCUGGGAG
Molecule: messenger RNA, 2736 nt
Organism: Serinus canaria (Common canary)
Lineage: Eukaryota; Metazoa; Chordata; Aves; Passeriformes; Fringillidae
Product: arginine-glutamic acid dipeptide repeats protein-like
Exons: 7
Coding region: 72-2003 (643 amino acids)
Biological process (GO): negative regulation of gene expression, epigenetic
Cellular component (GO): nucleoplasm
Source: RefSeq, a predicted model, not a curated record